Pleuronectes platessa (European plaice) is the source of this 2160-nucleotide messenger RNA. RefSeq names its product zinc finger protein interacting with ribonucleoprotein K-like. Bases 12 to 1745 code for a protein of 577 amino acids. Lineage: Eukaryota; Metazoa; Chordata; Actinopteri; Pleuronectiformes; Pleuronectidae. The record is from RefSeq and is a predicted model, not a curated record. The transcript is spliced from 3 exons.
GGUUGUCUUCUAUGGUCUUUGUCCCCUCAGAGACUCAGAGUGCAGAGAGGAGGAACAUGUCCGCCGUGCAGCUGCUGCGGAUGUCGGUACAUGAGCGGAUCAGCGCUGCCGCUGAAGACUUCCUGCUGCAGGUGGAGGAAGGAGGAGGAAAGGCUCGCGUCCCGGAGCUGAGAGCGAAGCUCAGCGAGCGGCUAAUGGCGGCGGGGGAUCAGAUCCUCGCGGGGCUUGAGAAAACCUUGUUAGAGUACGAGGGCCGAGUGGAGCGGGCAGAGCAGUCCGAGCGGGAGAUCUGCCGCCAGAGGAGGCUGCUCGAUGGCGUGAUGCAGCCCAAAGUCUGGCUGCACAGAGCAGUGUGUCCUGCAGACAUCAAGCAACUGAUGGUGAUUAUAGAAGAGGUUCCCCCUGAGGAGCAGGAGGACCGAGAGCCCCCCCACAUUAAAGAGGAACAGGAGGAACGGUGGACCAAUCAGGAUGGACAGAAGCUUCAGGGACUGGAGGAGGCUGAUAUCAAGUUCACAUUGACUCCUGGCACUGUGAAGAGCGAAGAAGAUGAAGAGAAACUUAAAUCGUCAAAGCUUCAUCCGAGAGAGACGAAAGAGAACAGAGCGGACUGUGGAGGACCAGAACCAGCCAGGAACUCAGGUCCUGGUGGACAUUUACAACCAGUUCCUGAGGACAAGACUGAAGACUCUUCUGAGACUGAAGACAGUGAGGAUGAUUGGAUGGAGACCAGGGAACCUCAGACUGGUUUGAAUACAAACAUCCAGCAAGUGAUAGUGAAUAAAGAAGAUGUUCCCCCUGAGGAGCAGCAUUGGAGCCCCCUUGUGGACCAGGAGGACCCUGAGCCCCACCACAUUAAAGAGGAACAGAAGGAACCGUGGACCAAUCAGUAUGGACAGCAGCUUCAAGGACUGGAGGAGGCUGAUAUCAAGUUCACAUUGACUCCUGUCGCUGUGAAGAGUGAAGAAGAUGAAGAGAAACUUAAAUCGUCAACGCUUCAUCCGAGUGAGACGAAGGAGAGCAGAGCGGACUGUGGAGGACCAGAACCAGCCAGGAACUCAGGUCCUGAUGGACGUUUACAACCAGGUCCUGAGGACAAGACUGAAGACUCUUCUGAGACUGAAGAGAGUGAGGAUCAUUGGAUGGAGACCAGGGAACCUCAGACUGGUUUGAAUACAAGAAAUAACAAACAGCCUCUCAGUGAUAUGGGAUGUAAGACAAAAAAAAAAUCGUUUAGUUGCUCUGAGUGUGGUACAAGAUUUAACCAUAGGGGCAAUCUAAAUAUCCAUAUGAGGAUUCAUACAGGAGAGAAACCGUUUAGUUGCUCCGAGUGUGGUAAACGAUUUAACCAGGGGGGCCAUCUAAAUAUACAUAAGAGGAUUCAUACAGGACAGAAACAGUUUAGUUGCUCUGAGUGUGGUAAAAGAUUUAGCCGUAGGGACAGUCUAAAUAUACAUAUGAGGAAUCAUACAGGAGAGAAACCGUUUAGUUGCUCCGACUGUGGUAAAAGAUUUAACCAAAGGGGUGAUCUAAAUACACAUUUGAGGAUUCAUACAGGAGAGAAACCGUUUAGGUGCUCUGAGUGUGGUAAUGGAUUUAGUCAUAGGGGCACUCUGAAUAGACAUAAGAGGAUUCAUACAGGAGAGAAACCGUUUAGGUGCUCUGAGUGUGAUAAAGGAUUUAGUCAUAGGGGCACUCUAAAUACACAUAAGAGGAUUCAUACGGGAGAGAAACCGUUUUGUUGAUCUGAUUGUGGUAAAAGAUUAAAGAUUCAGUCCUAUUGUACAAGACAUUUGAGGAUUCAUAAAGGAGAGAGGUGACACAGUUGCAACCUUCGCUAAAAAAAUACUUAUUAGGAUUUAUCAACAGAUAUUCAUAUUAUAAAUAAUCAUAGUUCACUGUUUUAAAUAGACUUAAAAGUUGUUAUGUCCCUUAUAAAAUAUAAAUCAUUGAAAAACACGAAAGAUCUGUGUUGAUAUAUCUUGUUUUUACUGAUUUCUACAUAAUUUCUCUAUUUUACACUCACACACAAGGACAGUGAAGCAGCGAUGACGGAGGAGCCCUCGUUGACAUGAAUGACGGUAAAUGUCAAACAGCAGGAUUGUUCCAUUCAGAGACAGCUGUGAUGUCCUCAAUCUAUAAAAUUAAGAUACAUAUUUU